CUCGGAUUAAACCACGGUAAUUCCCUAUAGUUAUAAAAUGGGUACUUUAAUACAUAAAAAGAAAAAAAAAUACUUGUAGUAGACAAGAAGAAAAGGAGCAACACCCACACACACAUGUAACCCGUUACCUGAUCAGCAUACCCAUCCCCCGUCGCGCGACGCCAACGAUCCCCUCAAUCAGUCGUCGCCCGACGCCGCGCUCACUAACGAAGCAUACCGGCAGGAGGAUCAUGUCUCGCAAAGCUAACUAUGGAUAUGAUUACGAUGAUUAUGACGAUGAUGACUAUGAAGAUUAUGAGUAUGAUGAUGAGGAGGAUGGUGCUGUUGUCCAGGAACAACAUGGUGAGGAAGCAGUAGUGAAUCAAAAAGGAGUUCCUGGGAUUUGGCGGUGCUCUAUAUGCACCUAUGAUAACGACGAGACUAUGACCUAUUGUGAAAUAUGUGGUGUUCUUCGAUAUCCUCCAACCAAAAGUGGCAACAGUAUUGAUAAGACAUCAGUUGGUGGCACGUGCAAAGACUCUGCAGUAUCCCAGUUGGCCAAGUCACUCUUUGCAUCAGUGCCGUGUCGGACACCCACAAUGGCUAUAGCCUCUCAACCACAGAAUUUUUGUAAUGUGACCGGAGAAGGCAAUAGAUUCCAUGAUAUAGAAACCCUGCAACAGAGUGCAUCUCGUAGCUCUCGCCUCAGAACAAUUGUCCAGUUCAAGUUUGAUGCUCCAUCUCCAGAUGACGUCGUCUCCUCUCGCUUAAAUUCGACCAACAAAGGAUCUACAAGUGCGCCCCCAGGGUUUCAUGUGCAGAAUGCAGCCAUAACGACACAGUCUAGUGCAAGACAGGAUAACAAUUCCAUUGCAUUUAAAGAAAGAACUACCCCAGAAGAUCAGAGUCAUGCCUCAACUUCAAAUUUCUCAAGGAACACUGCUAUGGCUGGGGGAUCACUAAGCUCUACAAGAUCUGAAAAUCCCCCCGCGAGGGACCCAAAACUUAAACAUAGUAGCUUAGGAGGGAGUAGCACUCUAGCAAAUGGAACAGAAUCCGAAAGUCUUGCUAGUGGCUUGGAUAAUAUAUCUUUGAAUAAGAAACAUGGAACCUCCAAAUUUGUUAUUCCUAAAAAAACUCUUUCUCAGUACAAACCUGACAAAUGGAUGCUACCUGACAAAGAAGAUGGUGUAAUGGCUCAACUUAAUCUUGCUAUUGUUGGCCAUGUUGAUUCUGGAAAGUCAACACUGUCAGGAAGAUUGUUGCACCUCUUGGGCCAAGUAUCUCAAAAGCAAAUGCAUAAGUAUGAGAAAGAAGCCAAACAACAGGGGAAGGGAUCAUUUGCCUAUGCUUGGGCUCUGGAUGAGAGUGCUGAAGAAAGAGAACGGGGAAUAACCAUGACAGUUGCUGUUGCAUAUUUUGACACCAAAAGGUACCAUGUGGUUGUGCUAGACUCACCUGGACAUAAAGAUUUUGUCCCUAAUAUGAUAUCCGGCGCAACCCAAGCAGACGCUGCGGUUCUCGUUAUAGAUGCUUCACUCGGUGCGUAUGAAACGGGCAUGGAUAGUAUUGGUGGACAAUCACGAGAGCACGCACAACUUAUCAGGAGUUUUGGUGUGGAUCAAAUUAUAGUUGCAAUUAACAAAAUGGAUGUUGUGGGAUACUCCAAGGAACGUUUUGAAUUGAUCAAGAAUCAAGUUGGUUCCUUUCUUCGUCAGUGUGGUUUCAAGGAUUCUUUCAUCUCAUGGGUUCCUUUGAGUGCUAUGGAGAAUCAAAACUUGGUGGCUGCUGCUUCUGAUGUACGUCUGAAUUCCUGGUACAAGGGACCUCAUCUUUUGGAUUCAGUAGAUUUGCUCCGUCCUCCUAGGAGAGACUAUGAGAAGCCUCUGCUCAUGCCCAUUUGUGAUGUCGUGAAGACGCAUACAAUGGCGCAGGUUUCAGCGUGUGGUAAGUUGGAGGCUGGAGCCCUUCGAAGUGGAUGUAAGGUUCUAGUUAUGCCCUUGGGAGAUAUGGCGACAGUACGUUCCAUUGAGUGCAACUCGCAACCUUGUGCCAUCGCAAGAGCGGGAGAAAAUGUUGCUGUUGUUCUACAGGGCAUCGACGUUAGUCACGUGAUAGCAGGGGGUGUACUGUGCCAUCCAGAUUUUCCUGUUAGGGUUGCAUCUCACUUGGAGUUGAAGAUUCUUGUCUUGGAUGUAAAAGUCCCGAUUUUGAUAGGUUCUCAGUUGGAAUUCCACAUCCACCACGCGAAAGAAGUAGCUCGAGUUUUAAAAAUAGUGUCGUUGCUCGACACCAAAACAGGGAAGGAGACAAAGAAGGCACCCCGCUGUCUUGUAGCAAAGCAGAGUGCUGUUAUAGAGGUAGCUCUACAACAAGCGGUUUGCGUUGAGGAUUUUUCCAGUUGUAAAGCUCUUGGACGGAUCUUCCUGCGUUCAUCAGGAAGAACAAUAGCUGUAGGUGUUGUGACUCAAGUGAUGGAAGACUAAAUAUAAUACAAACAAUUUUCUUGGCUGUACAUUAUUAGUAUAUCACUUUGUCCAAAUAGUAGUUUGUAGGUUUUAGGCGAGUUAAGUGCGCAUAGAAAAUGAGAGUAUUCCCCUUGGGGCUUUGGCCUUUGAGGGUUAUUUUUGGAAGUCAGUUUAUACGAGGUGUAAGACACCAUACUACUACUGAAAUGACAUACAGUGUAAUUUCUAUAGGAUAACAUCCCAAUUUUUCUUCUGUAAUCAUCACCUGGUUGAUGUUAUUCUAUGUUGUAAUUCUAAUAUCUCAGUUUUGUUUCACUGUUUAUACUUGAAAGUUAAUUCAAUAUUUGAGGACUUAUUUGUUUUUUC
Molecule: messenger RNA, 2813 nt
Organism: Beta vulgaris subsp. vulgaris (sugar beet)
Lineage: Eukaryota; Viridiplantae; Streptophyta; Magnoliopsida; Caryophyllales; Amaranthaceae
Exons: 12
Coding region: 231-2465 (744 amino acids)
Biological process (GO): translation
Molecular function (GO): GTPase activity; GTP binding
Source: RefSeq, a predicted model, not a curated record